This is a messenger RNA of Ornithodoros turicata, 1774 nucleotides long. Its product is annotated as carbohydrate sulfotransferase 4-like. NCBI's taxonomy places the organism in Eukaryota, Metazoa, Arthropoda, Arachnida, Ixodida, Argasidae. Gene Ontology annotation, molecular function: N-acetylglucosamine 6-O-sulfotransferase activity. The transcript has 7 exons. The record is from RefSeq and is a predicted model, not a curated record. Bases 205 to 1587 code for a protein of 460 amino acids. Gene Ontology annotation, biological process: N-acetylglucosamine metabolic process; sulfur compound metabolic process.
UUUGUUCUCUAGCGCAAUACCUCAUGUCUGGUUCAUGCACCGUUCCCUUAGAAGUCGGCCCAGGACGCACAUUCUCCCAGGGCGUCAGUCGUGACGUUGCCCACAUCUGUGAGGCCUACAACGGCGAGCCCCUUCUGCACCAUCACCACCACCUUGUCUGGAAGCGUGCAUGACGAAGGCGAAGAAAACGAAGUCCGAAACGGCAUGGCAUCGCCAUUGCAUUUUCAGCUCCCGUUUCCCAAAAGAGCACCCGAGUCAUUUAGUGUCAAAGGUAGAUACAUCCAAGAGGAAAGAAUGACUUCUGCAAGAGUGGUCGUACUCGUGUCUCUUCUCUACCCGGUGAUGUUAGGGCGGGACAGCAGCGUUGAAGCCCGCGAGCUCAAGCUCAGCAAGAGAACAGAGAGAGAACAGCGACAGGUUGCCCCGCAGACACCCGCAUAUAGGAUGUCCCAAAGUACAACAGGAGCCAUCAAACAAGAACAGGAGGGCUGGACCGAGGGCUGGACCAUUGAUGAUGCCCAUCUUGCCGACGAAGAGCCAUCGGCGGACAUCCUAGGUGGAAUUCUACGUCGAAUCAACAGCACGACCCCUUUGGUCCCCAGAGAUUCCGUGCAGAAGAUCAUCAUCGUUUCGCACUUCAGGUCGGGAUCAAGCUUUGUCGGUCGGCUGCUGGAAUCCAUCCCUGGAACAUUCUACUUCGACGAACCCUUGCGGCUCAUCAGCCGGAAGGCCGCACGUUUCAACGACAGCGUGUUCCAAGAAACGGGAAGCGGUCUGCUACAGGAGCUGUUUCGCUGCGCCUUCAACACGCAUACACCCCUCGAUAAGCUGCACGACAUGCAACUGGUGCCGUACAUGAACAAGAACAAGUUUCUACGCUCCUUGUGCGACACAAGAUGGCGACUGUGUUUCAGAACUGAAGUCGUCAACAGCGUCUGUCUAAGAGCUAAACUGCAAGUCAUGAGGGUGCUCCGAUUGCACAUGAGCCAACUCCACCACUGGGUGAAAGCCAAUGCAGACCUUGGACCCUUUAAGGUCCUCCACGUGGUCAGAGACCCAAGAGGAACCGUCGCUUCAAACUACAGACAUUCCACUUGCAAAGUGUCCAAAUGCUACCGCUACAAGACGCUCUGCGAACACUUGCGGGAAGACAUCAAGUCGUAUGACAGGCUCAAACGCAGAUAUCCUCAGAAAACGUUCAGGAUACGUUUCGAAGACCUUGCCCUCCACCCUUUCAAAGAAACGCCCGCGUUAUUCGAUGACCUGAACCUUCCUCUGUCGGAGUCUGUGGCGAAAUACCUCCGGUCUCGUAGCAAGAAGGGUCGCAUGUCACACUCACAGCACCGUUCCGUGCGGUCCCCCUUCCACUGGACAAAGCUGCUGUCCUUCCCCAGCGUGUCGAGAAUUCAGAAGACCUGCGCAGACGUUCUUAAUGCGGUGGGCUACAAGAUGUUUUCAAGGAAUGAAGAAAUGCACGAGGCAGUGCCCAUUUAUCCGGGACCUCAUGCCGCGACUGAGCCUAUGCCUCUGACAACCAGUUCGGAUCCAGAUUUUGAGGACCACGACGAUGGAAGGCUUCUGGAUUAAGACCUUGUUUUUGUUUUUCUUCUCUUCUUCUCUAAUAAGUUCGAUAUGAUUAUACGUAGUCAGCUAAUUUUCGCGUUCACUUUCAGUAUGUAUUCUUAAUAAUGUAACUCAGUGAGUACUUGAGGACGGCACAGAUAGUAGUAGAUGAAAUAAACCGCACUGUUGCGAUUAGUAACAGAAAAAGACA